GAGGGCGGGGAGGCCGGCGGCGGUCGCGGUCGCCGACGAGCUAGCUAGUCGGGGGGCUGUGCUGGGGAAGGACGGUCGCGCGCUGCUCCUGGACGCCCUGCGCCGGCCAGCUGUCCGGGGAUUCCCGGCGGGCGACGCCUGUCGGGGUGGCCCGACUCCAGGACGGUGCCCACGGGGGCUCAACUGCCCGGGGCAUCGUUUUCCACGGUCUUAACGCGCUUUCACUUUAGGACUCUCCGAGUCUGCAGCCGACUCCGCCCUGGGCUGUGCAUAGAAUCACGCUUUCCCUUCGCACCUUAAUGGUGCAGAUGACCGGUGCGAGGGUUGAAAGUGACUUGCCCAAGGUCACGCGGGUAGGAGCAGGGAGGCGACCCGAACCCAGGUCCUUAAGCCUCGAUGCCAGCCGGCAGCCGCAGCGCUUUGGGGGAGGUCCUGAGUGGUUUGUGGUUUAUUUCAGAUGCUUUCUAAUGACCCUCCUUGGAUAGAUCAUCAGAGGGGAAAGUGUUGUCAUAGUGAAAACGGUCUUGUUAUUUAUAGUGUUUACGGCCUUUGUUGACUUCUGGUUAUGCCGAGUCCCAUAGCAGAGCACCUGCCCUCGGCUGGGCACCCGAUCGCUCUGGCGGGGGGCGGGGGGCAGAUCCAAGACGAGGUUUAAGGAAGAAAUAUGCACGCGAUUUGUGCCCUUUUCCUCUUGUUUCACCUUCCAGUCCUGCGAUCCUUCUUAAUUUUACGAUGGAUUGUUGUCUGUUGCAGCAAGACUUUCUUUGCCUUCGUGAAGUCAUUGCCCUUUGUGAAUUAGUUUUCUAACUAGAAAAUCUUAUUUCCUGUGUGUUUAAUGACUGGAACAAGUAGCGCGGUAUGAGUUUUGUAACUAUUGUCUCUUAUCUUAGAAUACUGCUGAUCAAGUCCGCUUUAUUACCCCCCGCCCCCCCCCCCCGAGCGCUCAGCUUACAUACUUUCUGUUGGUUUAAUGCCAUCGAGACACUUUUGACAGCGAAAUUUGGCCAAGCUUUAAUAUGAUUCAGAGACAAACUGAAAAGAGUCGUUUUGCGAAACUCCAUUUUUCUUCACAAUGUGAAGAACCUGAAGAACUGUUAUUUCAAAAAUAGUAAGACCCAUUCUUACUAAAAUUCCUAUCGCUUUUCGUACUCGCAAUUUUCAUAUUAAUACACUGGUGGCAAAAAAAUAUUUCCCCAAACAUAGUAGGUUUAAAUACUCCUUAUCUUGGCCGAAUCUUCCCAAGGCAAAUUACAUAUUAGAAUAAUUAUGUAUUUAAACAUGCAUGUUUAAGCUUAGCAGAAUUUGGGUUAAUGGUUAAUUUAUUUUAUAGUGCCAUAAACCCUAGAAUGUUUCCACUGAUGAAUUUCUCUUGAAUAGAGAGCCCUAUCAAAGGAUAGCAAGGGGCAUGGCCGUGAAUUUGCUCUUUGCGUGUAAUGUUCAGGCUCAGAAAUGCCUUAUGUGGAUCGUCAGAAUCGCAUUUGUGGUUUUCUAGACAUUGAGGAAAAUGAAAACAGUGGGAAAUUCCUUCGAAGGUACUUCAUACUGGAUACCAGAGAAGAUAGUUUUGUAUGGUACAUGGAUAAUCCACAGAACUUACCUUCUGGAUCAUCACGUGUGGGAGCCAUUAAACUUACCUACAUUUCAAAGGUCAGCGAUGCAACUAAGCUAAGGCCAAAGGCUGAGUUCUGUUUUGUUAUGAAUGCAGGGAUGAGGAAAUACUUCCUACAAGCUAAUGAUCAGCAAGACCUAGUAGAAUGGGUAAACGUGUUGAACAAAGCUAUAAAAAUUACAGUACCAAAGCAGUCAGACUCACAGCCUCAUUCUGAUAACCUAAGUCGCCAGAGUGAAUGUGGGAAGAAGCAAGUGUCUUACAGAACUGACAUUGUUGGGGGCGUGCCCAUCAUUACCCCAACUCAGAAAGAAGAAGUAAACGAAUGUGGUGAAAGUAUUGACAGAAAUAAUUUGAAACGGUCACAGAGCCAUCUUCCCUACUUUGCUCCUAAGCCACCUCCAGACAGCGCAGUCAUCAAAGCUGGGUAUUGUGUGAAGCAGGGAGCAGUGAUGAAAAACUGGAAGAGAAGAUAUUUUCAAUUGGAUGAAAACACAAUAGGCUACUUCAAAUCUGAACUGGAAAAGGAACCUCUCCGCGUAAUACCACUUAAAGAGGUUCAUAAAGUCCAGGAAUGUAAGCAGAGUGACAUAAUGAUGAGAGACAAUCUCUUUGAAAUUGUAACAUCGUCUCGAACUUUCUAUGUGCAGGCUGAUAGCCCUGAAGAGAUGCACAGUUGGAUUAAAGCAGUCUCUGGUGCCAUUGUAGCACAGCGGGGACCUGGCCGAUCAGCAUCUUCUGAGCAUCCCAGCUGUCCUCCAGACCCCAAGCACCCUUUCCGCUCUGCCAGCGCCGCAGCCCCCGCCUCCCUUUGCACGGCCUCUCGCAGCAACUCUUUGGUCUCAAGCUUUACCGUGGAGAAGCGAGGAUUUUACGAAUCUCUUGCCAAGGUCAAGCCAGGGAACUUCAAGGUCCAGACUGUCUCUCCAAGAGAACCAGCUUCCAAAGUGACUGAACGCGCUCCGCUCAAACCUCCAAGUAAAACUGGCCCUCAGGAUAAAGAUUGUGACCCGGUGGACUUGGAUGAUGCAAGCCUUCCGGUCAGUGACGUGUAAGACGAAGCACGCGGGCCCCCCCCCCCCCGCCCCCCUCCGCCUCCCCAGCCCCUGUUUCCUCUCACGAGACUUCUAGCCAAAGAUGAUAAAGGGUGAAAUGGUUUUUAAUACAUAGAUUAUACUGCCUCUUAGAUGUACUCUUCAUAAGCUGGUAAACCAAGGAUCUUGGGAGUGGCCAAACGAAAUGUAAUUUCCUUAAAACAAAACAAAACAAAACACAACGAACGAACGAAAGAAAAAACCUAAGUGUUUCAGUAUCAACUGUCUGAAGCUUCGUGUGCUCUCGCUUGGGUGAUGAAAAUGUGUGCGUGGUAUUUUUUUUCCUAGGGAAUUUGACAAUUUAAAUGUUUCACCACGUAAAACAUUAAAAAUGCUUAUUAAUUAUUUUGGUUGUUUUUAAAAUGCUACUUUGACUUCCUAUUAGAUGCUUGAUAUUUACACAUUCUUAUUGGUUAAUAUUAUUGAAUGAAAUAUGGUCAGACUAAGAUAACUGAAAUCAUGAUGUCUGUGGUGCUGUAAAAUUUAUACUACGACGUGGACAGUUUGGAAAUGAUCACCAAUUUUGAUGCUCUGGUUAUCAAGGUGAGUAGCAAGUUUUGCCGCAGAGAUUAUCACCGGACCGUUUAGCGAGGGUUGGAGGUUGCCCAAGGGGGGGUCGGGGGGGGGGGUGGAAACUAAUUCAGACAACUGUAUCUUGGACAUGUGUUUGAAAAAGCUUAGGACCUUAAGCAGUCAUUGCUUUAUGAAAUGGUAAAAAUGACUUGGUGUGAAAUUUCUGGGAGAUCUGAUUUUCUUAUCAAGGUUUUAUAAAUAGUUCUUCUUUCUAUAUUUGGAUCAGUGAAAGACUGUGAGUUUGUAUGUGAAGACAUAACUGCCCUUAGUCAUGCCUCUCCUUUUUGUCACUAAUCACAUUCAAGUGCCUGUGUUUUCUCAUCUUGCCUGAGAACGUUGUCAGAUGAACGUGCUCAAAAGUCCUAUGUGAUUGGUUUUAAACAUUGAGAUAAAAUUAAUUGUCAGUAGCAUAGUUUUUUGUGUUAAGUAAGAUAUCAUCUUAUGUUUGAGAUGCCAGAAUGCUUUUAUUCUACUGCCUGUGCAAUAUUCGUGUUUUAAAACACACAUCUGAGUAUACAUUUAAUCACGGGGACGUCAUCAGUGUCAGCACCGCUCUGAGAAAUCCUUAGUUUCAAGUGUUGAAUAAUAGACGAGUUGGAGGUAUCGUCUUUAUGGUUGAUUCUUAAACGUUUGCUUGAAGAGAAUAGUCUUGAAUCUCACAUGCUGCUGUUUUUAUGAUUCUUUGCCAUCUUACUGUGCUGUUUUGUUUCGGAAUUCAUACGUGUCACUGUUUCCCCUUUUCAUUUUCUAAGAUGACUCUUGUUUGAGAAAGAGAGGGAGAGAUUUCCUGCUCCAGCAGUGGGGUCCAGAGUUUACUCUUUAUUGCAUUGGCAUUGUCAUAGAAUCCGUUUAAAAAUCCAAACGCGUCAAGUGCGCCACUCAACUUUUUUUACUCAUAAGCUAAUAUUUUGAAAAGGCACAUUUCGAUUGUUUCCUUUUUUGCAGCUAUAUUCGAAAACGGUAGAAUGGAAAGGUUUUAAGUAGUUGUCACUUUUUCUGAUGAUGUGCCCAUGUCAGUGGCUCUUUUGAAGGUUACUCUUUCAUGAACAUACCUAAGAAGUCUUGUGUAGACAGUUUGCAAUAUUCAGGAGCCUAACGCUUUUUUCUUUGGUACAGCUUCUACGUUGCAUGUUUAUUUUAGCAUAUUUUGGUAUUGGUAAUUUGAUAUAUUUCAUAGUGGCAAAAUAUUAGCUCUAUUUUGGGACUUUUUAUAGAACUACCCCUCAUAUUCAGUAGCGUAGGAAAAUGUUCUUGUGAUUGUCAGGGUCUCCUAAUAUUUAUCUCAAUACUUUUAUAAUUCUAUGAAAAUUAUUUAAUUAUUUUAAAACUUAUACUUUUCUUGUAAAUAUGUCACAUCUGACUUGUCAGAAAAUUACUUUGAAUACCUUAAUAUUUGCUGCUUUUUUUUUCUGUAUAUAGAACACGUCUUCUUUCAGAAUGGGAAUAUACACGUGCUUCCCAGUGUUUACUUUUAUGUUUGCUACUUUAUAAUGUCAAACUGGUAUGAACACUGUAAUGAUUUGAAAAUAAACUUCAAAUUCUAACUUA
Prionailurus viverrinus (fishing cat) is the source of this 4824-nucleotide messenger RNA. RefSeq names its product pleckstrin homology domain containing A1 (gene PLEKHA1). Gene Ontology annotation, molecular function: PDZ domain binding. NCBI's taxonomy places the organism in Eukaryota, Metazoa, Chordata, Mammalia, Carnivora, Felidae. The transcript has 12 exons. Gene Ontology annotation, cellular component: cytoplasm; membrane. The record is from RefSeq and is a predicted model, not a curated record. The coding region runs from base 1450 to 2664 and encodes 404 amino acids.